This is a messenger RNA of Biomphalaria glabrata, 3350 nucleotides long. RefSeq names its product centriole and centriolar satellite protein OFD1-like. Bases 162 to 3092 code for a protein of 976 amino acids. Lineage: Eukaryota; Metazoa; Mollusca; Gastropoda; Planorbidae. Gene Ontology annotation, cellular component: ciliary basal body; centrosome. The transcript has 29 exons. The record is from RefSeq and is a predicted model, not a curated record. Gene Ontology annotation, molecular function: protein binding. Gene Ontology annotation, biological process: epithelial cilium movement involved in determination of left/right asymmetry.
UUGUUAUGGACGCUUGAUGAGACUUGCAUUUCAUACUCACAAACUUAGAUCUAGAUCUAGGUGCCUUAGUUGGUCUGCAACUUUAUUUUGUUAAAAUGAUUGUAUGAUGUGUAUUAUUCUUUUAUUUUAAACGGAAUCUAGAUUAGAUUUUGAAGCUCAAAAUGACAGAUCAUCCAGAAUAUUUAUCUGCAGAAGAAUUAAGGAAUAGAUUAUAUCACAGUUUAAGAAAUCGCGGGUUUGUUGACUCAAUAAAGUCUCAGCUCAGAAAUAGUUUAGUUACAGAAUUGCAACAGACUGUCCAUGGUCCGCUGACACUAAAAGAUUUAAACAUUCCAGAAGAAGGUUCACUAUUGCACAGAGCUUCCAACAGCCUGGUAGCCAAUCAUCUUAGUGCCUGUCAAUAUGAAUACACACUCAGUGUGUUCUUACCUGAAUCAGGACUCAGUCAGGAUAAGAAAUUUGAAGCCUUAGAUUUGCUUAAGCUACUGAAUAUCAGCCCACAGUCCAGACUUUACCAAAGAUUGAUUGCUGAAACACAUAAAGACUCCAAAAGAGGAUUUUUAUGGCAGCUGUUGUCUGAAGUCUCUUCCCUUCAUGCUAACUCUAUUAACACAGUAGGCUGCCAAACAGACCUUAUAAAAGUUGGACCCAUCACUCCUCUUGAUGAAAAGUUAUCAGAUGUCGAUGAAAUGUAUGCGUCCCGUCGUGAAGAUUAUCUUCGCACAGGUAGAGCUGGUGCUGAAGAGAGGCUUCUGAGUUUUCAGCGCCAGUUAGAGGAUCGUUAUAAUACACAGCUCAAAAUGGAGCUGGCCAGGAUGAAAGAGUCAGAAAUUGCAACAAUAAAAUUGUCAGAAAAAGAAAAUAGUAGAAAAGCAUUAGAGCAAGCUAAAAGAGAUAUGGAAAGGAUAUAUAAAGACAGAUAUGAUGCACUUGUAAUCAGAGAGAGAAAUACAAUGGAGAGAUUACAACAGCAAACAGAGAUGCAGGAAAAAGAGAUCUAUGCUCAACGUCAGUCUAUCUUAGAGGAAAUAGAAGCUGUAAGACAGAGAGAAGCAGAAGUGAAGAGAGAAGCAGAAGUGAACAAAAGAGAAAAAAGACUAUCUGAAGAGAGGGUGAAAGAUAAAGAGACAGAGCUAAGACGGAGAGAGAUGGAGAUUAAACAGCGAGAGUCAUCCUUUGAACAAAGAUUACAGAAUGAAAUGGCACAAUUCAAAUUAGAUCAGCAAGCCAGAUUUAUAGAAAGAGUUCAGAAUGUAGAAGUUAGAGAACAAACUUUGAAAGAACAGGAAAGAAUACUAUCUGAAGAGAAAUUCAGACUGCAGCAAAUUAAAGAUGAGCUCAGAGACAAAACCCAAAGAGUCAAUGAACUGGAGACCAAACUUUCAGAGUGUAAAUAUAGUGAAGUCAAUGCCAACAAAAACAAUGAAUACCUCAAUGCCAAACUUAGAGAUAUGUCAGACUACAGUACUUUGAAAGAACAAGUUGUGCUCUACAGAAAUGAAUUGGAAACACUCAGAACGCGCUUGGCUGAAGUUUUAUCCAUGAAUGAAAGGGAAAGAGGACGCCAAGAAGAACUUCUGAGAGAAUUGAGAAGACCUUCACCCGAAUCUUUAAUGCUUCAAAGAGAUUUGGAAAGAGCUAAAGAAAGCUUACGCCAGGAACAAAUAGUUUUUAAUCAGCAAAAACAGAUGCUUGAAGCUCGACUGAAAGAAGAGCUUGAUUGUAACAAGGAUCUAAUGGCACGCUUUGAGGAGCAGACAUUGCAGAUGAAGGAAAUGAAUCGUGAGAUUGUGGAUUUAAGACAACAUUUACAUAUGACAACUAAAGCAUUAAACAAUGAAGUUUAUAGAAAGCCAAAAGAAGGAUUGGAACAAGCUCAGCUUGUUGAAUCCAGAUUGUCCCAUAAAGUUCAUGAUAGCAGCAGGCAUUCUGUUGACCUAAACUUUGAUGACCAUGAACCUCAACGACCUUCCAGGUUUGAUGCUGACCCAAAAGAGAUCUACCAUGGAGUGGACUUUGAGACUUUUUCGCAGGUCAGGGAUGGACUUUACUUUGAGGAUGAUAUUUCGUCUACUGACUCAGCUGAUGUUAUCGCUCAGGCUAAAUAUAGAUUAAAAAGUUUGGACCAGGAAGCACAUAACCUAGAGAAGGCCUACCAUGAUUUUCACUGCCGAAUCACCAACAUACAUGCCCUACCUCUAGAUCAGCCUGCUCAGUCACCCCCACGUAGCAGAGUAGUAGGUCAACAACAGGGUGUCAUAGUUACUUCCCCUGCACAGAGCCCCAUCCUCUUUGAUAAUCCAAGAUCUUCUACACCUUAUAAACAGAAAAGAAAGCCUCAAGAGAUAGAUGAUAGCUUCAGUGAACUAAAAACAAAACCAAAGUUGACAGCAGAUUCUCAGCAUCCAACAUUGACUUCCAAAAUAACUUUAGACAUAGACAAAGAUUUUGUUCAGAAUAAGCAUAUAACAGUGGCAGAUUUGGAACAGCGGCCUGGAUCACCUCCUUUGAUGGUCAUUGCUGGUUCUGUCUCUAGUGAUGAAGGCUUGCCUAAAGGUAGAACAUUGUCUGCUUUAGAUCAAUUGGAGCAUCAUGUGACCAAAACUCCUGCCUUCACUUCUGCGGAGCAGUUGGAACAAGUGGCCAAAACUUCUUUAGUCACUGUGACACAUACAGAGUCAACCAGCACUAGACUAAUGCAGCCUGAACUUGUACAGCCAAUUUCUUUAGACACAGCAUGGAAGUCUCAUGCAGAGGAUGAUGUUUUAGAAGAUGUAAAAAGGAGACAAAGAGAAUUACAGGAAGAAGAAGAAGAGAUGGAAAGAGAAAGACAGAAAUUAGAAGAGGAACAAGCUAGAGAGGCUGUAUCCACUGUGACUAACAAGCUGGAUGAGGAAGACAACAUAGAUCCAGUUAUGAAACAGUACAUGGCAAUGGUCACACAGCAAAAAGAAAAGGAAAAGGAGUUAGCUAAGAAGGCAGUAGCAAGUUGGCAACAAGAGGAAAAAACUGAGUCCCAGAAUGCAUCUGAAGAAUUAUCAGUUGCAACUGAUGAUAAAAGUGAACAUGAUGAUGAUAUGUCCUCAUGGUGAAUGGCAUCUAGAUUGCAAUAAUUAUUUUUUUACUUAAGCUUAAUAAAAGAAUGAAUGAAUUAUUUUUUUUUGUACUGUAUCUGUCUUCUUAUAUUUAGUUUCACUUUAAGCAUGUCUGUGAUAAUAUCAAUUAUCUGAGUAAAAUAUUUUAAUAGUACUCUACUACUGAAAAAUUUGUAUAUUGAAUUUUCUUUUUUUUUUGGCAUGUUUUUAUACCAUUAUGCUAAAUAUGAUAUAAAUAAAUUUUGAUUCAAACAA